Haplochromis burtoni (Burton's mouthbrooder) is the source of this 3598-nucleotide messenger RNA. It is a transcript of the gene vrk3, whose product is annotated as VRK serine/threonine kinase 3. Bases 2 to 1600 code for a protein of 532 amino acids. Gene Ontology annotation, biological process: signal transduction; peptidyl-serine phosphorylation. Gene Ontology annotation, cellular component: cytoplasm; nucleus. Lineage: Eukaryota; Metazoa; Chordata; Actinopteri; Cichliformes; Cichlidae. Gene Ontology annotation, molecular function: protein serine/threonine kinase activity; ATP binding. The transcript is spliced from 15 exons. The record is from RefSeq and is a predicted model, not a curated record.
AAUGCCUUUCCAUUUCUGCCCCCAGUGUGGGACAAAGUUACAGCCUGAAUUCAGAUUCUGUCCUUCAUGUGGGGAGAAACUUCCCGGUCCUGAAAGUCCAUUUCAAUCUGAAUCUGUGAACUCAAGUUUCUCCUCGCCUCUGAGAAAUGCAGCAGCAACAUCUGUAGUUAAUCCAAGCCCCACUCCAAGCACGAGCUGUGAACUCAGUACAGUCCAGGGAUUUGACACUUUAAGUUCGUUAACACCACGUCCUGCACUGCGAAGGACUCGCAAAACCCUUUGUCUGGACAAAGAAGGAACAGUGAGGAGUGACAGGAAAGCGGAGGGAGAGAGAGAGAAGAAGACAUGCGAUAAUGACGCUGGGUUGCAGGAAUCUCCACCAAAGAAGAACACGGUCACCUUUAAACUUGACACUGGGGCGCAGCCAAUCGUAGAGUCUCCUGUUGCAAAAUCUCCUCGAUCUGUGCAAAGGAAAGGGAAGCUCAGCAGUCCUUUGAAAAAGCAGGAAGAAGAAGAAAAGAAGCUGUCUGCAAAAACAGGCUGGAUAGAGGGGAGAUCAGCAGUAGAUGGAGCUUCACCUGUUUCCUCACCAAACUCUAAGUCUCCUGCAAAAGCAACUGGAAAAAAUAAAGGCAGGAAGACAAAGCAUGCAUCCUCUGUGGAACCGCUGCCUGAAGGUGAGGAGGUGACCGACACGACCGGCAAGAAGUGGAAGCUGAUCAGGCAGCUCAGUCAGAGCGCAACCGAGCUGCUCUACGAAGUUUCUCGGCCAAGCUCAAAGGAGUUGAAUCACACCCUCAAACUGGGAGCUAAAGAUGGAAGAAUCUUCAAUGAACAGAACUUCCUGCAGAGAGCUGCUAAACCGGCGUCCGUGGAAAAGUGGGUCAAGCAAAACAAGCUGGAUUUCCUGGGGAUUCCUUCCUGCGUUGGCUUUGGUCUCCAUACAGACUCGUACAGGUUUCUAAUUUUUCCCAGCAUUGGCGAGUCGCUCCAGUCCAUCAUCGAGAAAGAAAAUCAGCCUCUGUCUGAGGAAGUUGUUCUUCAGCUGGCCUAUAGAAUAUUAGACGUGCUGCACUACAUCCAUUCAAACGAAUACGUUCAUGCGGAUAUCAGUGCCGAGAACGUGUACAUAAAACAAGGACAGAGGUCACAGGUGUACCUUGUAGGAUACUGCCAUGCCUUCAGGUACGGUCCAGGAGGAAAGCAUGUGGAGCACCGUGAAGCCAGCCGAACGCCACACGAGGGCACCGUCCAGUUCAUCAGCCUGGACGCGCAUAAAGGAGCAGCUCCAUCUCGCCGCAGCGACCUGCAGUCUUUGGGUUACUGCAUGCUGCACUGGCACACUGGAUUGCUGCCGUGGACCGAGCUCACUCAACCACAGCAGAUAGCCACAGAGAAACAGAGGUACAUGGAGGAUGUUCCUGCACUUCUGAGCCAGUGCUUUGGGAGGAGGAGCGUUUCCAGAGCAUUUCAAACGUACCUGACUGCAGUGAUGGCUCUGCAGUACUCCGAGCAGCCCAAUUACUCAGCGCUGAAGGCCGGACUCAGCGACGCUUUAGUGCAGCUGGGGGCAUCGGUGGAGGAGCCCCUCAAUUUUUAGGUGAGGACACACCCGCCUUUACUGAAACUCAGAAAUAAAGAUGUUCACAUGCACCUGAGGCAAGUUCAACAUACCCAGAAUAGCUUUUCUUUACCUGAUGUCAGCAGUCAGCUCAUUUACCUGCCUUCUGAAUAAAAGGUCAACGAGGCUCAGGUGUUGUGUUUUAGGAGCAUAUUUUUAAAAAGUUGCUUUAAAAGUAAAAAGUUUAAACAUAUUCUCCAAGAUCUUAAUAUUUCUCAUUGAUGCUCAUCACAUAGACCCUCUUUGUAUCUGCACAGAGAUGGUGGUGCUGUUUUUAGACAGCUGAUUGGUCACUGGGAGGUUGAUUCAUAUUUGUUGAUCUCUUAACAGAUAUAACAGCAUAAGUUACCAUGGUGAUACCCCAGUAAGACUUGAAACAUCUUUGUAAAACUAAAAUUUUCAGAUAAGAAAAGGAAGAAACUGAGAUUCUGGGUUCAUCCGAUUCUGAGUUUCUCACAGGAUUAUUUUUUUUUUAAAUUAAUAGAUCUGACCAAUCAGGUCACUGCAUUUGGCAAGAAGUGCAAUCAUAGCUCAAAAUGUGCGCCAUUACUUAAUAAACAGUGAUAUAGAAAUAGUAAGAUAACACUAUUUUACCUCAGACACAGCUGGACGCUGCUUCAGGUCAGUCGGCCUCUGAAAUUAUUUCUCAGCCUUCUCAGAUGUGGCUCCAGCUCUGAUGACAAGAGCUGAAACUGCCCCACUGACAUCCUGAAAUAUGUACGAAAGCUGUUGUGAUACAGCUUCUACUGCUGGAUCAAACCAUGAAAUUCUCCCUGCUGCUGCCUUCUUCUGAGAAUCGAAUGAACCCAGAAUCUCAGUUUCUUCCUUUUCUUGUUUAAAAACAUCAGGACCAGCUCAUCAUCGCUUCAUGUGGACUUCAUUCUCUUUAGAUUUAGUUUUUCUGAGGGCAAACCUUUUGUAAAAACCCUUUCAGUGUGUAUACACGUUACAUGACAAGUUCAGAUCUGAAAAUUUUUGAAUUUCAUGUUGUUUAUUUUUUCCCUCAGUGGGUAAAGACCUCAAGGCUAAAGACCCCUUGCUCAGCCUCAAAGCCUGUAUCAUAGUACAGGACUGUUCUUUGCAAUCAGAUAUUAAAAAGUAUUAUUUAUACACUGAUGUCAUUAUGAAUUACAUCUGUUGGAGACAUUAUGUUUAUUAUUUACAGCACAGGAUGCAAAGCUAGAGGUGGCAGAUGAACAUGAGGUAAAGAUGCUUAGAUUUUCAUUGGGCGUGACUGAGAUGGAGGGGAUUCGAAAUGACUUCAUCAGCUCAGGGACAGCUCUGAGUUAGUGAAGCGGAGGGUUGGUGUUAGGAAUAGGGUAAGAUGGAGGUAGAUGAUCCGCUGUGGUGACCCCCAGUCAAAAGAAGACAUACAAUCUUCAGAUACAGCUGCCACCGUUUAUAUGAAAGGGCCCUUUGUCUAUGUAGCCGAUCAGGCAAAAUCCAAGCAGACUGAACGCAAACGGGGAUUAUUACUGUGAUCAGAUGAGAUUAUCAGAGAUUUAAUUAAACCAAACUGAAGCGUUAAAACUGACAUCAACCUGACAGCGAUGCUGCAUAUGUAUCAAACCCUUUGAGUCUGACUAAUCUUUGUUUUAUUUUCAGAGAGAUCGCACAAAAGAGACGAGACUGAAAGAUCCUGGAGUUUUCUUAUUUUAAAGUCGUGUUUAAAUGCUGAUGCUUUAUUGCACUGAAAGUCAUGAGUUUAUUAGGUAAACGAUUCAUUGGUUUUACAGUUUGUGUGUGUGUGGGGGGGGUUUAUCAUCUUUAUGGACCUGUUGAGGCUUCUGUGGUUUUCAGCCUCACAAAGAAAUACAAGUUUUAAAUUCCUAAAGCACUGAUUUUUAUAUUUUGUGUGUUGCAGUGUUGUUAGGUAGUUAGAUUUAACAGGGUGAUUUUUAUAACAGAUGUUUUUUUUCUGUUGACUUAUCCUGCUGAACAUUUCAACAAAUAAAAUAUCGACAUUUCUUACAGUGA